UGCCUCCAAAGCACUGCCUGGAAAAGCCCGCUGGGCUUCUCCCUCUGGGCCCCAUCCAUCCUGAGCUCUUGACUCUGGCGGGUACCAAUGGAUUCCACCCAGACGGUUUGCCAAAUGGACCACCCCCUCAUUGUCUUGUGGAACUAAUGUUCUCCGGAAGAAGCUCUGGGACACUGCAGUGGACAAGUCACUUCUUUCCGAGCCUCCGUGGAGCUUCUGGUCACAAUGGGCUAACAGGUGGCUUCCUUCCUUCCACUGAGACCAGCGCAGUGGUGGGGUCACUGAGGCCAGCAGCCUGCUGGGGGGCUCACCGCGGCCGUCCCUGCGGCCGGAAGGGCUCCCCGUAUCACACGGGGCAGCUGCAUCCCGCGGUGCGCGUGGCCGACCUCCUGCAGCACAUCAACCAGAUGAAGACGGCCGAGGGCUAUGGCUUCAAGCAGGAGUACGAGGACUUCUGUCAAGGCUGGGAUGCCAUGAGGAAGAUGCCAGCUCGGAGGCCCAUGGCUGACAAUCCUGACAGAGGGCCUAGAACCUGGGGGAGCCAACUGGAGGCAGUCAGCAGGGGGCUUGGCAGGGAAACCCAGGGUUCAAGCUCCACCCAGCCAUGA
Messenger RNA from Ailuropoda melanoleuca (giant panda), 608 nucleotides. RefSeq lists its product as uncharacterized. The coding region runs from base 147 to 608 and encodes 153 amino acids. NCBI's taxonomy places the organism in Eukaryota, Metazoa, Chordata, Mammalia, Carnivora, Ursidae. The transcript has 4 exons. The record is from RefSeq and is a predicted model, not a curated record.